UCCACCACUGAUCAAGAUGGCGGCCACACCGUCGUGAACACGAGACGCAUCGAGUCUUGAUCGUGGAAUAAGGAAGGCUUACCCACGCCACAAAUCCAUGUUUCUUUGUAAACAACGACGCACAUCACUUGGCCCCGAGUAGUGAUUGUCAAUAGAUUCAUUUAUUUGACCGUGUAACUCGGCGCCUACGUGAUUGUUGUUGGUUUUACAGUGUUUUGAUUCCAAGACACACGUUAAUUAUCAAUGUGCCUCAUUGCUUCACACUACUUUAUACUGAAUCAAAAUGACUUCUGAGUAUACAAGGUCGGUUCUAAAAGUGGUGGUGGCACAGAUUGCUCAGAACGUAGGAUGGCAUUCUACACUUUCGACGCCACUGGAAUUUUUAGUUGAUCUUCUGCAAGAGUAUAUGUAUCAAGUCUCUAAAGUUACUUCUCAAUAUGCCACAGCUUUGGGUAGAAACGAGGUAAACCUAGAUGAUUUGGGUUUAGCAUUUCAGCAAUUGAAUGUUGAUGUAGGUGAAUUAGAGGAAUAUGUAAAAAAUAUCAAAUCAGUACCAUGUGCCAUUUCUGUACCAAAAUUGCCUGUGGCAAGAGAAAAUCAUUUGAAUUUCUUAAAACCUGGAAGUCGAGAGGUAGUUACUCGACCUAGACAUGUUCAUGAACAUUUACCUGCAAUGUAUCCACAAGAUGAAGAAGAAUAUGAACAAGAAAACAAAGAAUUGGAUGCUGAAAAAAUGUCUAAUGCAAGUGAAUCUGUUGAUCUGUCAGAAGAUGAUGGUGCAGAGAAUAACACUUCAAUUACUAAAAAUGGAACAGCAAGUGAUGAUAGUUUGAACAAAGCAUCACCACAAGGUAUUUUCAAGAGACCAGGCGAUCCAAGCAUUUUAGAGAGUCCUUCAUCUAAACGUAUUAAAAAAAGUGGAGAUGGAGGAAGACCAUUACGAGAAAUUCGAAGUGUAAUGAUGACCACGUCUGGAUUCCUUUCUACUGCACGGGAAGGUAAACUCCCUGAAUCUAGAACACCACACCAAGAGCAAGUUGAAGAACCUGUUGAAGGUGAUGAAGUUGAUGAACCAUGUGAAGAUGAUCCUCCCAUUGUAGCUGCACCGGAAAUCAAGGUGGAAAAAAAACUCAAGAGAAUCCCUAAAAAAUUAUCUGAACAGUUGGAAAAUGUUAAACCGGAAAUUAAAGAUACAAAAAAGAAAAGAAUACCUAAAGAGAGUACAUUAUUCAAACCAAAACUCCAUGCUGAUGAAGUUUCUGAUUCAAAGGUUUCUACAAAAGAUUUUAUCAAACCUAAAGCAAUAAAAUCGAAUGCAAGAGCAGCUCCUGUAGUUCCUGGCUGUUCCAAUGCAGGUAUAGAUCUCAGUGAAAGUGCAAGAAAUCUCAAAAAUUUCAUGCAAGCCAAUUUUAUCAAAACAGAUAAGAAUUUUGAUGAAGAAAUUAAUAAAUCGAAUAAAUUCGAUUCAUUAAAUGGUUGCAAAGACGAAGUUGUUGAUAAAUUGCCUAUUAAACCUAACAAACAGAAACUUAAUAUUCUUAAGAAAAUUUCGAAACCUAAAGAGGAACGAGAUGUAAGCCCAUCCUUUGUAAGGCCAAAAGUUGAGCCAAGAUCCAGAGAUUCAUCGCCUCUUUCAACAGUAUCUAGUAUUAAAGAAGAGGAUCGUAAAGGAUCUCUUUUAAACAAUAGUAUGCUUCACGACAAUGUUCCAUCAAAAACAGGUAGUGAAACGGAUUCAGAUGGUUGCGUACAUGAAAAUCCAUCACUACCUAGCCCUCCAAGUACACCGAAAUCUUCUGAUUUGAGUGUUUCUAAUACUUCAACGCCAAUACUCAAUCACAAUACACCAUCAAAUAAAAGGAAAAAGAAAGAAAAAAGUGAGAAAAAGAAGAAGAUACCAAAGAUUAAAACCGCUCUUAAUUCUAAGAAGAUGCGCGUGUCUACAGAUUUUAUGGGUAACCCCGAUCUACUGGAUCGCCCAAAAACCCCUCAAGUAUCGGAUGUGUCCUCAGCAGUAUCAAAUGCAGCCAUAAUUGCAGCUGCAGCGAAAGGAGCAAUACCUCCUACAAUGCCUUUCCCAUUUUUCCAACCGACAGCGCCUGGAUUGAUUCCUCAACCUGUAUUUCCCUUAAUGAUGGGACCACCUAAUACAGCAGCAAUGCCGGGUAUGCUGAACAAUAUGAGACCUCGUUUCUUCAGGCCACCUCUCCAGCAUAAUACUCCUUUAAUGCAUCAAGAGCCAGGAGUAUCAUCAAUACGAAUAAGUAAUUCUGGCGAUCGAAUGGAAACCAAAGCACCAUUUUCGACGUCUCAUACACCACAAACUCCAAUUCCUUCAAUUAACAAUUCAGCUACAGUACCUGCACCUCUCGUUCCGGCGUCCUCUGUAUUAAUUUCUCCCAAUGUACCAGCACCACUAUUGCCUCCGGAUCUAUCGACACCUGGGUCAUCAAAAUCUUUGAAGCUUGAUAAAAUGGAAAAGAAAUCGAAAGAACACAAAAAAGAAAAGAAAGAUAAGAUGAAAAAGAAGAAAGAGAAAAAAGAGAAACAUAAAGACAAAGGCGAAAAAGAAAAGGUAAAGAAAGAUAAAAGCGAUAAGAGAGAUAAAUUGGAAAAAAUUAAGGAAAAGAAAGAAAAGAAGGAGAAGAAAAAAGAGAAGGAAGCAUUGAAAAAACUCAGAGAAGAUAAAAUGUCUGAAGGUGUUCCCAAAAUUACGCUCAAAUUGGGACCAGCUGGAGGUUCUCCUCGACCUCCCACACCUGAUAGUGCCUUAACUAAAAAAAUAACGAUAAAACCUCCGAAAAAGCCCGAAGAAGAAGUUAAAAAUGAACCAGCUCCUGAGCUUGCAAGGAUAUCGGCUCUAGUGACAAGACCACCUAAACAGAAGUCAAGUAAGAGAAUGGAGGAUGAAAUAACGUAUACUGGUUUGGCAGACGCUUGUUUUUCUAGUACAAACCACACUCCCAUGACCCACAUGAAAAAACCCAUAUUCAAAGCAUUACCUGUACGAGAGCCCUCACCUUCUAAAUCCUUUCCUACUUUCAAUACAUCUUACAGUAAUUCUUCUUAUGAGACACAAAAGAAUACGGAAUUCCGUUAUACAGAUCAGACUACAGGUCUAACAGUUUGGAUUUGCCCUGGUUGCAAAAAGCAGGACGAUGGUUCGCCUAUGAUUGGGUGCGAUGACUGUGAUGCUUGGUAUCAUUGGACUUGCGUGAAUAUUCAAAUAGCUCCGGCAGAGAAUGAAAAUUGGUACUGUAAACCCUGUAUAGUUAAAAAGCAAGCCACCUACAACGACAAAAAGAAGAAAAAAAGAAAGAAGAAAAAAUUGGAUGAUUAGUAUAAAGCGACUGAGCCUAAGGCUCGAUCUGUUAUGACUGCUGCUGCAUCUGAAAAAUUUAAAAUGAAAUCGAGAAGUAAAAUAAAUAAACUUAGUAAAAUUGGUAAAGUUGAUAAAAUUAUCGAACCGAAACAAACGAAGAAGGAUUUGAAGUGUUUUAUGCGAAAGUUAAAUAAAGAAGUACCGAAAAAACUACCUAGCAUAAGCACAUGAAUUUCUUGAAGAUUUUAUGACAGCUCAAAAAACAUGAUUGCUGUUUUGUUGUGAUGAAUACAUGCAUGUAAAAAGUUAUAGAUGAAUUUUGUAAAUAGUAUUAUUAAGAAUGCAAUUGAGAAAUUUAACCUUGCACGGUUAAGAGUAAAUUAAAUAUUGUUAUAAUAUAGCAUAGUGAUCUUAUAUUUCUUAAGUAAUAUUUAUAUACUUAGAAUUUUUUAAGAUUUCAAUUUAGAAGAUUCUAUACUAUAUGUAUAUAUGUACAAAUUUUGUAUGUGAUGGUAUAUUAUAGAAAAGAUCUUUACUAAUAAUUGUUCGUUUUUUAUUAUUUCAAAGUUUAGAAUUUAGAUUGUGAUUGUAAUUUCAAUGAUACUCGUGAUGAGUAGUGAGAAAACAAACUUUUCGAAAGUCCUUGUAUGUUCAUGAAAUUUAAAUUGUGCUUGUAACAUAUGAAACAUGUUUCGAAAAUUUGUCAAGGUUUAAUUAUUAUCUUGUUAAACCAUUUUUGGAGUACUUUUCUUGACUGAUAAAUUGGAUUAAAUUUGAAAUUCAGAGCACUUAUGUAAAAAAUUUGUACUGUUUGUAUAUUCAAUAAUUCCUAUGCCCCGUUGCAAAAGUAGAAAAUUGAAGAAAUCAUGUUAUUAAAAAAAAAUGAUAAUAAUAAAAAUUGUAUAAAUAAA
Trichogramma pretiosum is the source of this 4233-nucleotide messenger RNA. It is a transcript of the gene Taf3, whose product is annotated as transcription initiation factor TFIID subunit 3. Gene Ontology annotation, cellular component: transcription factor TFIID complex. The transcript is spliced from 10 exons. The record is from RefSeq and is a predicted model, not a curated record. The coding region runs from base 284 to 3340 and encodes 1018 amino acids. Gene Ontology annotation, molecular function: protein heterodimerization activity. Lineage: Eukaryota; Metazoa; Arthropoda; Insecta; Hymenoptera; Trichogrammatidae.